AUGGAGAGAAUGGACACAACACAUUCGCCUUCAUUAACAGGCAAAACUUGUACAAUUCAACAUAAUUCAACAAAUCGAAAUAAUCAAAAUGAAAUCAGUAGUAGUACAACAAUUGAUAUGCUUAAAGAUUGUUGUAAUAAUAAACUUGUUAAAACAUCGGAUAAACAUGCGAAAUUUUUAUUAGAAAAUUUAAAUUUGUUAAGAAAACAAAAAGAAUUAUGUGAUGUCAUUUUGAUUGUUGGUCAAAAUAAAAUUCCUGCUCAUCGAGCUGUUCUUUCUGGUACAGAGAUUGAUUUAAUUUCAAAUAAAAUUUAUUUCUUUUCUUUAGCAUGUAGUUCUUAUUUUAAAGCAAUGUUUACUGGUGAAUUAGCUGAAAGUCGACAAACAGAAAUAAUUAUUCGUGAUAUUGAUGAAUAUGCCAUGGAAUUGUUAAUUGAAUAUUGUUAUACUUCAAGAAUUGUUGUUGAUGAAAAAAAUGUUCAAAUGUUAUUACCAGCAGCUUGUAUUCUUCAAAUUGAAGAAGUUCAAAUAACAUGUUGUGAAUUUCUUCAAAAACAACUUGAUCCAACAAAUUGUUUAGGUAUUCGAGCAUUUGCUGAUACACAUUCAUGUCGAGAACUUUUGCGCAUUGCUGAUCGUUAUACACAACAACAUUUUAUUGAUGUUAAAGAAAGUGAAGAAUUUUUAUUUUUACCAAUAAAUCAAUUGAUUGAUAUUAUAUCAAGUGAUGAAUUAAAUAUGACAACAUUUGCUGAUACACAUUCAUGUCGAGAACUUUUGCGCAUUGCUGAUCGUUAUACACAACAACAUUUUAUUGAUGUUAAAGAAAGUGAAGAAUUUUUAUUUUUACCAAUAAAUCAAUUGAUUGAUAUUAUAUCAAGUGAUGAAUUAAAUAUGACAAGUGAAGAAGAUGUUUUUAAUGCUGUUAUGCAAUGGGUUUCAUGUGAUGUUCAACAAAGAAAACAAUAUUUACCUAAAAUAUUAGAACAUGUUCGAUUUCCAUUGAUGAGUGCUCGAUUUCUUGUUAAUACAGUUAGUUCAGAUUCAUUAAUUAGAUCCGAUCAAACAUGUCGAGAUUUAGUUGAUGAAGCUAAAGAUUAUUUAUUAUUACCACAAGAACGAUUAAAUAUGCAAGGACCAAGAACAAGACGAAGAAAACCAAUUAAAUCAUCUGAAGUUCUUUUCGCAGUUGGUGGUUGGUGUUCUGGUGAUGCAAUAGCAAGUGUUGAAAUGUUUGAUCCAACAACGAAUGAAUGGCGAGCAGUAUCACCAAUGUCAAAACGAAGAUGUGGAGUUGGAGUUGCUGUACUUAAUAAUCUUUUAUAUGCUGUUGGUGGUCAUGAUGGUGUUAGUUAUUUGAACAGUGUUGAACGAUUUGAUCCUCAAACGAAUCAAUGGAGUAAUGAUGUAGCACCAACAAGUUCAUGUCGAACAAGUGUUGGUGUUGCAGUACUUGAUGGAUGUCUUUUUGCUGUUGGUGGACAAGAUGGAAUUUCAUGUUUAAAUCUUGUAGAAAAAUAUGAUCCAUCUACUCAACGAUGGAGUCGUAUAACAUCAAUGGGUACUAAACGAUUAGGUGUAGCUGUUGCUGUACUUGAUGGAUAUCUUUAUGCCAUUGGAGGAUCAGAUGGACAAUCUCCGCUUAAUACAGUUGAACGUUAUGAUUCAAAAACAAAUAAAUGGUCACCAGUAGCAUCAAUGACAACACGUCGAAAACAUCUUGGUUGUGCUGUUUAUAAUGGAUUUAUCUAUGCAGUUGGCGGCCGAGAUGAUGCGACAGAACUCUCAACAGCUGAAAGAUAUAAUCCAAAAUCAAAUCAAUGGUCACCUGUUGUAGCAAUGAAUUCAAGGCGAAGUGGAGUUGGUUUAGCUGUUGUUAAUAAUAAUUUAAUGGCUAUCGGUGGAUUUGACGGUGCAUCAUAUUUAAAAAGUGUUGAAUUAUACGAUAGUGAAUCAAAUAGUUGGAAAUUACAUGGUGGAAUGAAUUAUCGUCGAUUAGGCGGUGGUGUUGGUGUCAUUAAAGUUCAACAAUAUGAUUCAAUACUUUAUGGAACGAAUUUCGCUUCUGGUUCAUCAUCUACCUCUCCAGAUGAUAGUAAAAAUCGUUCUCUCUCAAAAUUAGUUGAUCUUUGA
This is a messenger RNA of Rotaria sp. Silwood2, 2133 nucleotides long. Lineage: Eukaryota; Metazoa; Rotifera; Eurotatoria; Philodinida; Philodinidae. The record is from the annotation of a GenBank genome assembly.